AUGCUGGAAACUACUAUUGACCCUCUGAUCACUGAAAUCGUCGAAGCGAAUCCUAAUGAAUUCGAUUUGGAUAUUGUAUACCAACAAUACACAAUUCGUUCGAAUAAUCUGAUGCUGUUCAAUGUUGAAGAAUCGAAGGCAGAAGGUUUAGAGGCCAAAAUAGCUGAUGACAAAAAAAUUGCUAUUCAAGUACUUGAAUCUAUUGGGGUUGAAAGCAACGACCUAACUAAAGUGAUCCACAUAGGUCGACAAGGUAAUAAACCCAGGCCUAUCAAGAUGAUGUUAUCAAACUCAAAUGCAGUUGGUCAUGCUCUGAAACUCAAAAAUAGAUUGCUUGAUACAAAAUUCAGAAUCGCUUCAGACAGAACAAAAAUACAGCAAGAACAAAUGAAAAAAGUACAGGAUGAGUUAAAGCAACGCCGGGAUCGAGGUGAGCAAAAUCUCGCUAUUAAAUAUAGGAAAGGCAUUCCGAUAAUUGAAGAAUUAAAAAACUAA
Molecule: messenger RNA, 495 nt
Organism: Leptinotarsa decemlineata (Colorado potato beetle)
Lineage: Eukaryota; Metazoa; Arthropoda; Insecta; Coleoptera; Chrysomelidae
Source: RefSeq, a predicted model, not a curated record